AUGGCGACUGCAAAGAAAAGAAAAGUAGAUGCAGAAUGUCGAGCCUUCCAAGAGAAGUGGACAAACGAUUAUUUUUUUGUUGAAGUGAAAGGCAAACCUGUGUGCCUAGUUUGUGGGGAUGCGUUAGCAGUAAUGAAGAAGGCCAAUGUGGAGCGUCAUUACAGCUCAAAACAUGCUAAGCUCAGUGAUUUGGGAGGACAAAUGCGUCUGGAUAAAAUCAAUGCUCUUCGGCGGUGUUUAGAAUCACAACAAGCCUCUUUCACAAGACCUCGGUGUGACAGAGACAACGUUAUUCAGACGAGUUAUGCACUGAGUGACCUAAUUGCCAAGAAGCUGAAGCCUCACAUAGAGGGAGAGUUUGUGAAAGAGUGCAUCGUUAAAGCUGCGGAGUUGCUAGCGCCAGACAAACUUCAGUUAUUUCAGAGUGUUAGUUUGUCUCGUAGAACCGUCUCAGAUCGGAUUACUGACUUAGCACAAGAUAUUCAUAAAACACUGAAGGAUUCUGCAAGAGAUUUCCAGUUCUUCUCUGUGGCUUGUGACGAGACAACAGACAUAACAAAUACCGCCCAACUGGCCAUUUUUGUUCGUGGAAUAACGGCCGAGUUUGACACACGAGAGGAAUUGCUGUCAUUGGAAGCCAUGCAUGGCACCACAACUGGUGAGGACUUGUUUGAGAGUCUUGUUUCGUCAAUGAACAAACUAGAGUUAACAUUUGAAAAGUUAAGUGGCCUCACUACUGAUGGAGCUCCAGCCAUGGUUGGCUCACAAAAGGGUUAA
Molecule: messenger RNA, 777 nt
Organism: Portunus trituberculatus (swimming crab)
Lineage: Eukaryota; Metazoa; Arthropoda; Malacostraca; Decapoda; Portunidae
Product: general transcription factor II-I repeat domain-containing protein 2B-like
Exons: 1
Coding region: 1-777 (258 amino acids)
Source: RefSeq, a predicted model, not a curated record